Quercus lobata is the source of this 1027-nucleotide messenger RNA. RefSeq lists its product as uncharacterized. Gene Ontology annotation, molecular function: carbohydrate binding. The record is from RefSeq and is a predicted model, not a curated record. The transcript has 4 exons. NCBI's taxonomy places the organism in Eukaryota, Viridiplantae, Streptophyta, Magnoliopsida, Fagales, Fagaceae. Bases 102 to 914 code for a protein of 270 amino acids.
CAAGUAAACAACCCCAGGUCCUCUCUCUCUCUCUCUCUCUCUGGAAACCAGUUCUGAAGGAAGUAAGAACUCAUCACUCAGGACGUGCUAUCCUAACGAUAAUGCAUCCAGUAGAAGCGGCGGCACUGGGUGAACUUGUUAAUGCAGAGAUCCAAGAAGUAGAACAAACCAGUGAUGAGACAAACUCAGUAAAGGGAAUAACGGAAACUGAAAUCCAACGAGUUGAACAAAACAGUGAGGCAGACUCAGUCAAGGGAAAAGAAGUUACUACAACUAAGAGGCGAACCAAACCCCCACUCAAUUUCAUUGCGUUUUUGAAUGACGCAAAGAAAAAUAGCGAUAUCGACAUUUCUAUCCUUGAGGACCCUGACAAGCUGCGUGAUCUGCUCUAUGCUGGAGUGUUCUUAGAGCCGAAAAAACUUAAGUAUUUUGUUGACGAGAAGUUCAACAAGAAUUGCUUUGUAGUGUUUGCCCGAAAACUUGAUAUCUGUUGGUCUGACAAUUCUCAGUAUUGGAAUUGGACCGAAGAGAAAGAUACAAGUGGUGAAGAUAUUGAAGUGGCUGAGCUAUUACGUGUAUGUUGGUUAGAUAUUCAAGGGAAGAUUCAGACAAUGAAUCUCUCACUGCGAACUGUGUAUGAAGUUGUGUUUGUCGUAAAGAUAAAAGAUAAAUAUCAACACAACAUUUGGGAAGACUCGGAGACUCUCACCAUCAUUCUCCCACAUUCGAAAACUCUAACGCGCCUAGAAAAUUUAAGCAAAAAACCUUCAGGAAAUUGGAUUGAGAUCCAGGUGGGUGAGUUUGAAAUGUCACCGGAAAAUGUUGGAGAGAUGACGUUCAAACUGGAGCAACAUUCUACUAAUUGGAAGAGUGGGCUUCUUGUGAAAUGUGCCAUAAUUCGACCGAAGAACUAAUAGGCUAUUGGAUAGUAAGUUUUAUCCACGUAUCCAAAGCAAGGGACAAGAAAAUUAUUGUUUGUUCAUUCCUUUCACAUGUAUGAUAGAUUUCAUUAAUUAAAAUUUUCACC